GCUUGUGGGGAAGCGCAGGAGGCGGGGCUUUGCGUGAGUCACUGCCGGGCUCGGCGUGAGUCGCUGCGGGGCUGACGGGGCGGCAGUGGGGCGGGUUACGGCCUGGUCAGGCCAUGAUGACUUCAGCAAAUAAAGCAAUCGAAUUACAACUACAAGUGAAACAAAAUGCAGAAGAAUUACAAGACUUUAUGAGGGAUUUAGAAAACUGGGAAAAAGACAUUAAACAAAAGGAUAUGGAACUAAGAAGACAGAAUGGUGUUCCUGAAGAGAAUUUACCUCCUAUUCGAAAUGGGAAUUUUAGGAAAAAGAAGAAAGGCAAAGCUAAACAGUCUUCCAAAAAAACCAAAGAGGAAAACACAAAAAACAGGAUAAAAUCUUAUGAUUAUGAGGCAUGGGCAAAACUUGAUGUGGACAGUAUCCUUGAUGAGCUUGACAAAGACGAUAGUACCCAUGAGUCUCUGUCUCAAGAAUCAGAGUCGGAAGAAGAUGGGAUUCAUGUAGAUUCACAAAAGGCUCUUGUUUUAAAAGAAAAGGGCAAUAAAUACUUCAAACAAGGAAAAUAUGAUGAAGCAAUCGACUGCUACACGAAAGGCAUGGAUGCUGAUCCAUAUAAUCCCGUGUUGCCAACGAACAGAGCGUCAGCGUAUUUUAGACUGAAAAAAUUUGCUGUUGCUGAGUCUGAUUGUAAUUUAGCAAUUGCCUUGAAUAGAAGUUAUGCAAAGGCUUAUUCCAGACGAGGUGCUGCUCGAUUUGCUUUGCAAAAAUUAGAGGAGGCCAAAAAAGAUUAUGAAAGAGUAUUAGAACUGGAACCAAAUAACUUUGAAGCAACAAAUGAACUCAGGAAAAUCAGUCAGGCUUUAGCAUCCAAAGGAAACUCAUAUCCAAAGGAAGCUGACAUAGUGAUUAAGUCAACAGAAGGAGAGCGAAAUCUAAUUGAAGCACAACAGAAUAAGCAGCAGGCCAUUUCAGAGAAAGAUCGGGGGAAUGGAUUUUUCAAAGAGGGGAAAUAUGAAAGAGCAAUUGAAUGCUAUACUCGAGGGAUAGCAGCAGAUGGUGCUAAUGCCCUUCUUCCAGCUAACAGAGCUAUGGCCUAUCUGAAGAUUCAGAAAUAUGAAGAAGCUGAAAAAGACUGCACACAAGCCAUUUUAUUAGAUGGCUCAUAUUCUAAAGCUUUUGCCAGAAGAGGAACUGCAAGAACAUUUUUGGGAAAGCUAAAUGAGGCAAAACAAGAUUUUGAAACUGUUUUACUUCUGGAACCUGGAAAUAAGCAAGCAGUAACUGAACUCUCCAAAAUUAAAAAGGAAUUAAUUGAGAAAGGACACUGGGAUGAUGUCUUUCUUGAUUCCACACAAAGACAAAAUGUGGUAAAACCCAUUGAUAACCCACCGCAUCCUGGAUCAACUAAACCACUCAAGAAGGUUAUUAUUGAAGAAACUGGUAAUUUGAUCCAGACUAUUGAUGUGCCAGAUAGCACUACUGCUGCUGCUCCAGAGAAUAAUCCUAUUAAUCUAGCAAAUGUAAUAGCUGCCACAGGCACCACAAGUAAGAAGAAUUCAAGCCAAGAUGACCUUUUUCCCACAAGUGAUACUCCAAGAGCAAAAGUAUUGAAAAUAGAAGAAGUCAGUGAUACUUCAUCCCUGCAACCUCAAGCCAGUUUGAAGCAGGAUGUAUGUCAGUCUUACAGUGAGAAAAUGCCUAUAGAGAUAGAACAAAAACCUGCUCAGUUUGCCACAACUGUUCUUCCUCCAAUUCCUGCAAACUCAUUCCAGCUCGAAUCUGAUUUCAGACAAUUAAAAAGUUCUCCAGAUAUGUUGUAUCAGUAUUUAAAGCAAAUUGAACCAUCUUUGUAUCCUAAGUUGUUUCAGAAAAAUCUGGAUCCAGAUGUAUUCAACCAGAUCGUUAAAAUUCUCCAUGACUUUUACAUUGAGAAAGAAAAGCCAUCACUCAUCUUUGAAAUCUUACAAAGACUUUCUGAACUAAAAAGGUUUGAUAUGGCAGUGAUGUUUAUGUCAGAAACAGAGAAAAAGAUUGCACAUGCAUUAUUUAAUCACAUAGACAAGUCAGGAUUGAAGGAUAAUUCUGUUGAAGAACUCAAGAAAAGAUACGGUGGUUAAUUUCCAUUUUUGCUGAAAUAAUUGUUUUCGACUUUCAUAUGUAAAUUUUUUCUACUGAAAGUGUUUUGCUUCUUAAGAAAAUGAAAUUAUAUAGCAGGAAAGGACUAUCUUUGAACGUAAGUUAAUUAACUAUAAGGUGAAUUGUGAUUUAACUAGUGAGAAUGGUAUUCAAGUGAAUUCUUAAGUGUUUUUCUGAAAAUAAAAAUAUAAACAAUGAGAUAUGUUUGUAAGGAUCAGCAUUUUAUUUUAUGAGUCAUUUUAAAUGUUAAAUUUAGAUACAUUCUUCAGUGACCCAUAAAUGUAACAUUAGUUUUAUAUUUUCAUGAGUUUUUGUAACUAACCACUUGCCAAAGCUGCUUCAUUAGCAUAUGAAUAAUUACCUUUGUAAAGAGGAAGUUAGAUAGUGAGAUCCUUUCUUUAUCAAACUUUUAAAUGUUAUUGUGCCAGUUCACUAACAUGAAGUUAUUUAGUUGCAGGGUAUGUAUUUUUAGUAUUUAUGUUGAAAGAAAGAAGACUUUUAACUAGACUUUCAAACUAGGUUAAUUGAAGUAGCACAGUAUUCUUACAUUUUAAUGCCAUAGGGUUUUUUCCCUUAUGAUAUCCAUGUUACAUAGCAGUUAAGGACAGAUAAUCUAAUGCAAGGUGUAACAAUGUAAAAAUUAGUAAUGUUUAAAGUACUAAUUAGCAUAUAGCCCAUAUGUUUGUGUUGGAUGUGAGUGUAGCGUUUGUAAGCUUUUGAAAGUAGGGCUAGAACUCUGCCCAUCCCUGUACUCUGCAUAGUACCUAGUACAAACCUUUGCACAUAGUUAGGUGCUCAACUGAUACAAAAUUUAAUUGAAUUUGACGCAAGAAUCAUAUUAAGUAAAUGUUUAAAGUAGCAGCAGCAAAUUUGGGGCAUGGUGUAAACACUGGUAAAACCAGUUAAUUUUAGAGACUAUCAAGUUGUAAAAAAAUAUUAGAAUACCAUCCUAUAAUUGUUAUCAGCAUCAAUAAGACAGUUCAGUUUACAAUUUUAUACAAUAUUGUGGUUAAUUUUUAUUGCCAUUAGACAUAUUACUAUUCUUAUGAAUUGUUUGAGAAGUAACCAUAAUUUAUUUACAGAGAUAAUUUCUUCAGGUUGUGGUAUAAAUUAUUGAGAUAUGUUUGUUAUUUGGAUAGUUUGAAUGCUUUACAAUACACUUAAGAUAGAGUUUAUUAACUUUGUUUAUUGCUAAAUGUAUUAUGAUAUAUAAACAGGCAAUGGAAUUUAGCUUUUUAUCUGCUAUGAUCUGAAUGUUUAUAUCCCCCACAAAUUCAUAUGUUGAAAUCCUAACCCUGAAGGCGAUGGUCUUCGGAGGUGGGGCCUUUGGGAAGUGAUUAGGUCAGGAGGGCAGGCCCUUGUAAAAGAGGCCCCAGAGAGCUUGUUCACCAGUUCCACCACGUAAGGACACAUAAGAAGGCACCAUCUACGAACAAGAAGGUGGGCCUUCACCAGACACCAGAGACCAGAAUCUACUGGCAUCUUCAUCUUGGACUCCCCAGCCUCCAGAACUGUAAGAAAUAAAUUUCUGUUUUUAUUAAUGUAA
Nomascus leucogenys (northern white-cheeked gibbon) is the source of this 3679-nucleotide messenger RNA. RefSeq names its product RNA polymerase II associated protein 3 (gene RPAP3). Gene Ontology annotation, molecular function: protein binding. The record is from RefSeq and is a predicted model, not a curated record. Lineage: Eukaryota; Metazoa; Chordata; Mammalia; Primates; Hylobatidae.